AUGGAUAGUAAGCUUCAAGAUAGGAGCAGAACUACUCAAAAAGAAUCUGAAGAUCCUAGGGGCCAAUAUCAGCAUAUCCCUCCUAAUACAAAAACCAAAGAUCAUUUAGUGCAACCAUUGCUUUCAAUAACACAAUAUGACCCUACAAAUGCCUUCUUCGCCUAUAAGAAAGAGAAAGGAAAUCAAAAUCAGAACGCUAGACAAUCUGGAAGAUAUACCUCGAAAACAGAAACUUUAUUUGUGUAA
Messenger RNA from Sclerotinia sclerotiorum 1980 UF-70, 246 nucleotides. RefSeq lists its product with no specific name. The record is from RefSeq and is a predicted model, not a curated record. The coding region runs from base 1 to 246 and encodes 81 amino acids. The transcript is spliced from 2 exons. Lineage: Eukaryota; Fungi; Ascomycota; Leotiomycetes; Helotiales; Sclerotiniaceae.